AAUGAAUGUGCUUCAAACCUGCAUGUGUCUCUGCCGGUUAUAUUUCUGUUAAAAGGUGGCGUAUGGCGGGGUCCGUGCACGAGACUGAUUGUAAGAGCUCAGGAAAGUUUCCUUGCGCUGAGUGAAUUAUAUCACAAGUGAUGUGUCCAAAGCAAAACUUCAUACCGAGAUUUCAGAACUUAUAAGGUGAAGCAUUGCUAACUGAUUUAUCAGAAACAUCCAUUAACAUAAUGAAUUUUAAUCUAACAGCAGACCCCGACUCAAGGGUUGGCUGAAGCGGUGGUAUCAGACAUCAUACCCUCGGAGUGGGAAGCAGGAAUCAUGAGCAAGGACUAGGAUGAAUCAUCUGUUAUUGAAGAGGAAACCGCUUCUUUCAUUACUCCCAAAAUGGAGGGUUGGCGUAUCCAGAUGGGCCAAAACUUCCACUUCAAUCUCAAAGCCGAAGGAGAGCGACAGUCAUGGGAAGUCUCAGAUGCGCUUGAAUCCGCUGAAUAUCCAGAUGCUGUCCGGUGGUCUCCACAGACAGAUCUUUGGAGACGUUCAAGUUGAGUACUCGGAGGAGGCAGUCCAAAAGAGUACUGAACAUCUAAAGUGUCACAACCUCUGGGACAAGGAAACCUCCAUACUUCCUGAUGUAGAACUGCAGCUGCCCAGGAUGUACGGCAGCAAUAUCGACGAACAUUUCCGUACCCUUGCUCAGAAGCAAAGCCUCCCUUAUCUGGAAGCAGCCAAUGAUCUGCUGCGGUGUGACCUCCCUGAAAUGCCCACAGAGUGGACCUGGGCAGUUGGCUGGACAAAGUACAGCGUGGAGGGUAAAACAAUGUCAGUGGAUUUCCCUGAUGAUCGGGCGCUGGUGUUUGACGUGGAGGUGUGCUCAACUGAGGGCCCGUGCCCAACAUUAGCUGUUGCUGUGUCACCAAAUGCUUGGUAUUCCUGGUGCAGUAAACGUCUCAUCGAGAAGCGUUACACUUGGUCGAAUCAUCUGGUCCUGGCAGAUCUAAUUCCCCUGGAGACUUCUGCAAACUUCACCCGUCCUUUAAGAGGUGAAUGGCUAGAGAGACUGGUGAUUGGCCACAACGUCAGCUAUGACAGAGCAAGAGUGAAGGAACAAUACCUGAUGAAGGGGACAAAGCUGCGCUUUCUGGAUACGAUGAGCUUGCACAUGGCUAUUUCAGGCCUGACGGGCUUCCAGCGCAGCCUGUGGAUGGCCAGUAAGAAGGGAAAAAGGAGUGGCCUAGAAGAAGUAAAGCAGCACAUCAAACGAACCAGCAACAGGUCCAGAAAUCCAGGGGUUGGAGCUUGGAACUGGGUGGACAUCAGCAGCAUCAAUAAUCUGGCAGAUGUCCAUGCACUCUAUGUCGGGGGGAAGCCUCUGGAGAAGGAGGCUCGUGAGACUUUCAUUAAAGGCAGUAUGAAUGACGUUCGGGAGAACUUCCAGGAGUUGAUGCAAUACUGUGCACUUGAUGUUAAGGCUACAUACGAGGUGUUUUGUGAGGAGCUUCCACUAUUUCUAGACAGGUGCCCACACCCAGUGACUUUUGCUGGCAUGCUGGAAAUGGGCCAGUGCUACCUUCCUGUGAACCACAACUGGAAACGUUACCAGGAUGAGGCGCAGGGGACGUACGAGGAACUGCAGUGGGAGAUGAAGCAAUCCCUCAUGAACCUGGCUAACGAUGCCUGUCAUUUACUGGAAGGUGAAAGGUACAAAGAUGAUCCUUGGCUGUGGGACCUUGAAUGGGACAUCCAGGAGUUUAAGCAGAAGAAGAACACGAGGAGGAAAAAAAAGGCAUCAGUUUGCAACACUGAGGGUAAAGAUUGUGUUUCAACGGUGGAGCUCGAGGAAGGUCAAGACCCAGGACCUCCUUCAGAAGAAGAAGAGGAGAUGAAGGUCGCUACAAAUGCAGCCCUCCUAAAUAAUCUACAACAAUCUGUCAGUCUGCUUCCAAAAAGGAGACAACACCUACCAGGCCAUCCUGGAUGGUUUCGGAAGAUGUGCCUUAAGUGGAAUGACGCACAGUGGUUGCCAGGACCCAGCCUCAUAAGCCUGCAGAUGAGGGUCACUCCAAAGCUGAUGCGAUUGACUUGGGACGGCUUCCCACUGUAUUAUGCAGAAAAACAUGGGUGGGGUUAUCUGGUCCCUGGAAGAAAGGACAACCUACCACCUUACUCAGAAGACACGAAUGAAUCUUCCUGUCCGUACCAAGCUGUUGAGAAGUUGUACAGAGAAUACAGCAAGAAGAAAGAGGAAGGAGCUACAGAAGCCCUGGAGACUUCACUCAGUGAUGAGUUCAUGUUGACAGAAGACACUAUUUGGGAAAGGGUGGAGGAGCUGAGCUGCUUGGAGACGGAUCACGAAGCCGAUGGCCAAGACUCUGGUAGAGAGAGCGAGAAGAAGAAUUUUAAGCAGAAUCAAAAUGAAAAUCCACAACCAAUUCUUGAGGAUAGCGGCCCUUUGUAUCACCAUGGCAACGGCCCUUACCCAGAGGUCAAUGUGCCUGGAUGCUGGUUCUUCAAACUUCCACACAAGGAUGGGAACCAUAACAAUGUCGGGAGCCCCUUUGCAAAGGAUUUUCUCUCUAAGAUGGAAGAUGGUACCUUGCGGGCAAGCUCCGAUGCAACAAAUGCAACCAGGGCACUGGAAAUCAACAAGAUGAUCUCCUUCUGGCGCAACGCCCAGAAAAGAAUUGGUUCUCAGAUGGUUGUGAUGUUAAAGAAAAGUGAAUUACCUCGAACAGUCACCAGACAUGGAACUUUUGAAGAAGAAGUUGCUCAUGGAGCCAUUUUACCACAGGUGAUCACUGCUGGCACAGUGACCCGACGGGCAGUCGAACCAACCUGGCUCACGGCCAGCAAUGCACGGCGUGAUCGAGUAGGAAGCGAAUUGAAAGCCAUGGUUCAGGUACCACCCGGAUACCACCUGGUCGGGGCAGAUGUUGACUCACAAGAGCUGUGGAUUGCUGCCAUUCUUGGGGAAGCCCAUUUUGCUAAAAUACAUGGCUGCACUGCAUUUGGCUGGAUGACGCUUCAGGGGAAAAAGAGCAGUGGUACAGACCUGCACAGCAAGACAGCUGCGAUGGUGGGCAUCAGCAGAGAGCACGCCAAGGUUUUCAAUUAUGGACGUAUUUAUGGGGCCGGGCAGCCAUUUGCAGAACGGCUCCUCUUGCAGUUCAACCACCGACUGACACCUCAGGAAACAGCAAAGAAAGCACGGCAGAUGUAUGCAGCUACCAAGGGCAUACGAAGGUGUGUGCUUUCAGAAGAUGGCGAGUGGCUGGUGAAGGAAUUGGGCAUCUCCGUGGAGAGGGCAGAAAACGGAACAGUCUCGAGUGCAGAUGCAAAGAAAAUCCAAAGGAAGGCUGCAAAAAGAUCAAAAGGCGCUAAGUGGAAUGUUGUGAAACGGCGAGUCUGGAGUGGAGGCACAGAGUCUGAGAUGUUCAACAAACUGGAAUACAUCGCCACGUCACCUCGCCCCCGCACUCCAGCGUUAGACUGCUGUAUCAGCAGAGCUCUCGAACCAAGUGCAGUAGGAAAUGAGUUCAUGACUAGCCGAGUGAACUGGGUGGUACAGAGUUCAGCCGUGGAUUACCUACAUCUGAUGUUGGUGUCCAUGAAGUGGCUGUUUGAAGAAUUCGGUAUUGAUGGUAGAUUCUGUAUCAGCAUUCACGAUGAGGUCCGUUACUUAGUGAACAGUGAAGACAGAUAUCGAGCUGCAUUGGCAUUGCAGAUUACUAACCUUCUGACACGUUGCAUGUUUGCCUACAAACUUGGGAUGCCGGACCUGCCACAGUCGGUGGCAUUCUUUAGCACAGUGGAUAUCGAUCACUGUCUGAGGAAGGAAGUGACGAUGGACUGCCAGACACCAUCCAACACUGCUGGGCUGCAGAGACGAUAUGGGAUCCCACCAGGAGAAGCAUUAGAUAUUUACCAAAUCAUUGAAAAAACAAACGGUUCUCUUAAACGAAAGUGAGCACACAAGAAGAAAUCGUUGGACUACAAAAGACAACUUCAGGAAAGCAAGAGCAGCGUUCACCCAGAAUUACUUGUAUGUAGUAUUUCUGCAACACUAACUGUACAAACUGAAGCUUUGAGAUCACCCAUCAGGACCAACUUCAAAAUCAGAAUGGGAAAUUAUUCAAAGCUGAUAUAAGAAGGUGACAACGUUUUGCAUGGUUCAGAUCUUGUGAUGGGUAAGAGCUUAACUUUAGUAUCCUCUCUGGAUGAAAUAUUCACCGGUGUUCUUAAUUCAUCUUUUUCUUUUUUUCUUCUUUGGUUCUCUGUUUUCGUCUACAGUGGUAUUUGACUAAAUAAGGAAAGUUUAAAAAAAAAGUUCCACUAUAUUAAUUGUACAAUAUGGAAACCUCUGUUUAAAUAUACAUGCUUCAUUUAACACAAAAUUUCAGUAAUGCUGAAAGAUUACUUCUCUCUUUCCUGUGCUGUAAUUACUAUAAUUGUAUCAGUAUGAGCUAUGAACAAACCACUUGGCAAAUCAGUAUGAUUAUUUCCCAGUGAUUAUUCAUGGGUCAGGGAUUAGAACCACUGGGUAGCAGUAAUAACGGGGUGUAUUUAAAGUCUCUUUGAACGAGCAUGGUAUUUGGCACAUUUCUCACUGUAAUUGGGUGCUCCAUCCUCAUUACCCAUCCCUAAUCAAAAGGGAAUCGACUUGCACAUUUAAUCAAAGCAUAAAAGUUCAGUUUUUUCCAUUCCCACUGUGCAAAAUUCCUGACCCAAUAUAAAAUGCUCUCAAUGGUUUGAUUGCUUAAGAUAGGAAAAAAAACCUUCUUGUAUAUAACCAUGCUAAGGACUAUUCUGGUGACUAUACAUGUAACAAUGUUUGAAAUGUUUUCCUAUAAAUUUCCCCUUGCAGCAGUUUUGAUCAUCACCUAGUCCAAUUUACAUUAUGAAAAUUAAGCAGCAAAUGCUUAAAAGACGCAGCAAUCCAGGCAGCGUCUGUGAUAAAAGAAACAGAAUUAAUGUUUCAGAUGUGAAGUGAUAACUGUUUUUCACUCUCAAGCUGAUGCCUUAUUGGCUGAGUUUUGCAUUUCCAGUGCCCUUUAUUCAAAUGAAUAACUUUAUUUUGGUUACCCUACAAUGACUCAAGAAUUAUUUUAACCAAAAAUAUUCUGUUCUGAAACAACAGAUCCAUUUGCAGUCCCCUAUUCCUUUCUAAAAGUGGAUCUUACAAGCUCUCAACAAAUUGAAAAUGGGAUUGAUUUCCUUUCUUUUCCCUAGUAGAAAAACAAAACAUUUAAAUAUAGCUGUCUCAUGCAAGCUUAAAGGCACAUUAAAAGUGCUGUCCUGGUUGCUUCCCCUCAACAUUUUCCUCUUUAAUUUUUCUUUGGCAAUCAAAACAAAUUAUUUGGAGAAACCCACAGCUGCAGCCUUGGAUCUUGCUUAAUAGCAUGUAUUAACAGCAGUCUGGCGUAAACUUGGAGUGAGAUGU
Hypanus sabinus (Atlantic stingray) is the source of this 5440-nucleotide messenger RNA. It is a transcript of the gene polg, whose product is annotated as polymerase (DNA directed), gamma. Lineage: Eukaryota; Metazoa; Chordata; Chondrichthyes; Myliobatiformes; Dasyatidae. Bases 338 to 3967 code for a protein of 1209 amino acids. The record is from RefSeq and is a predicted model, not a curated record. Gene Ontology annotation, molecular function: 3'-5' exonuclease activity; DNA binding; DNA-directed DNA polymerase activity. Gene Ontology annotation, cellular component: gamma DNA polymerase complex; mitochondrion. The transcript is spliced from 23 exons. Gene Ontology annotation, biological process: mitochondrial DNA replication.